Messenger RNA from Galeopterus variegatus (Sunda flying lemur), 3353 nucleotides. It is a transcript of the gene FAM124A, whose product is annotated as family with sequence similarity 124A. The transcript has 4 exons. The coding region runs from base 1 to 1713 and encodes 570 amino acids. The record is from RefSeq and is a predicted model, not a curated record. NCBI's taxonomy places the organism in Eukaryota, Metazoa, Chordata, Mammalia, Dermoptera, Cynocephalidae.
AUGGAACUGAAAUCAGUCACCAUCAUUGCAGAUUUGUGUUUCCUGAUGGUCGGCCAUACCUCUACUGUGGAAGCCUUCACAGGCAAGAUUCUGUCCCUCCUCUCACCAGAUCCUCUUUGCUGCUUAUGUCACCAAAGAAACUUUUCCCCAUGGUCCGACUACAGCCACCUGUCCUCCACCAGCAGUGAGCUCUCUGUGGAAGAGGCACAGGACCCAUUCCUGAUUAGCAUCCACAUAAUCGCUGAUCCGGGGGAGUCCCAGCCCCUGCAGGAGGCCAUCGACAAAUUGUUGGCCUGGAUCCACCCGGACCUGCCCCUGUUCCGGGUGUCGGAGCGGCGCGCAUGCCGGCGGCGGCGGAAGCCCCCCAAGGGCUCGCAGCCUGCGCUGGCGGUGGUGCUGUUCCUGCAGGAGGAGUACGGCGAGGAGCAGAUCCUGCAGCUGCACCGCACGCUGCAGCGGCCGCCCUGGCGCCACCACCACACCGAGCGCGUGCACGGCCGCUUCCUGCCCUACCUGCCCUGCAGCCAGGACUUCUUCACGCUGGCGCCCGGGACGCCGCUGUGGGCCAUCCGGCCCGUGCACUACGGCAAGGAAAUCGUGCGCUUCACCAUCUACUGUCGCCACGACAACUAUGCCCACAGCCUCAGGUUCUACGAGCUGAUCCUCCGGCGGAGCCCCAGCCAGAGGAAAACGGACUUCUGCAUCUUCCCCAUCUUCUCCAAUCUGGAUGUGGACAUCCAGUUCUCCCUGAAAAGACUGCCCUGUGACCAGAGCCCGGUCCCCACCGACUCCUCCGUGCUGGAGUUCCGAGUAAAGGACAUCGGCGAGCUUGUGCCUCUCCUGCCCAACCCCUGCAGCCCUAUCAGUGAGGGGCGCUGGCAGACGGAGGACCAUGACGGGAACAAGAUCCUCCUGCAGGCACAGAGGGUGCACAAGAAGUUUCCUAAGCCCGGCAGAGCACACCGCUUCUCUGAGAAGAAGCCUCAUUCCGUCCCUUCACCAAGCACCUCUGCACCGAGCUGUACACCUGACAGCAGCCAGCAGUCCCCGCUCAACAGUCCACAUCCACAGCCUGGCCGGACAGGCCUGGCUGCUGGACACCAGCAGGAAUUUGCCAGACAAGCCAGCAGCACCCUCAGCAUCCCCUGGUCUUUCCAGAGAAGCAAGUCCUUGUUUUGUUUGCCCACAGGAGGCCCCUCCUCGCCCUCCUCUGCUGAACCACAGUGGUUUUCAAACACAGGGUACCCAGGGCACAGGGCAUCGGAGGGGAGGCACGGCCACCUCCUCUCCAUUGACGACUUGGAGGGGGCCCAGGAGACGGAUGUGGACACGGGCCUGCGGCUCUCCUCCUCGGACCUGUCUGUGGUCUCUGCAUACUCUGCACCCAGUAGGUUCUGCAACACAGUGGAGAAUUCCCUCUCCUCCAAAAGAUGCAACAGCCACUGGCCAACAUGCAAGGGUUCCAGAGAAGGAUCGCUGCCUGCUUUCAGCGGGGCGACCACCAAAGCCUCCUGGGAUCCAGUUCCUUCCUUCAGCAAGGGGUCUUCCAGCUCCUCAGUGACAGCUGUUGCUGCUCACCCAACUUCGCUCACAGAGUCAUCCCCACAGCUCCCUUGUGAGGCUCCCAAAGUCAAGCACACUGGCAGCAACGUGCCACCCCCCCCAGCGCAGGCUGGUCCCGGGGAUAGUGACAUGGAGGAAUUCUACAUCUGAACACCCUCUGCUCUUGUUUUCCAGACACACAGACUCAGGGCCCGCUGCCCACUGCCCCUCUGAUCUCCAAGCACACCAGUGUUCCCAGCCCCGUUCCCCAGGUCUGGCUGGAAUUUCAUUAUCCAUUUCACGGGGGUCACCAGCACAUUUGCCUGCUGCCCUUAGCUGAGAGGUGGUAUAUUUCUAGGGACUCAGUGGAAAAACACUGGCAUUUUUAUGCAAAUAAAUUCUCAGCAAUCUUAUGUCUUAAAAUACAAUUUUUGAAUACUCAACAUUUAAGAUAUGGUUUGGUGCACUUACACAAUUUAAAUGCUCAUAUAAUUAUUUGAAAUGAGGAGCAGAUUUGGCAAUUUCUCAUGCUGUAAAGGAAAAACAAAGCCAAGAGCUGAGCAUAGGAGAGGUACUAAGUGACUUGUAUGUGAGAUGAGUGCACAGUACCAUGACGUACACCUCACUGAAUUCAUCUGUAUUCACAUUACCAGGAAACAGUGGCCCUAAGAAACUUUAAGUCCUGCUUGUAGUGGGAAGAGUCAGCUUGAUGAGAUAGCUGUAAACAUACAUCAGACUACAGAAUAGCUCACUUUGAAGCCAUGCACCAUCUUAAAAAUCUGGAAAUAUACUAAAGUGACUAAUAUGCUUUAUAAGGAUUUAGCAUGAGUCACAGACUCUUGGUGCAUUUAAAAUAUAAUUGGAGUUCCAAAAUCGAGAUUUGCGUAUACCUUUUCUACAACAUAUUUACUGUAAUGAAUGAGGGGCUGCAGAAGACCACACCCCUACCUGAAUUUAUUUGGAUCACUUAGGAAGAAUCCUUCGUUGGAGUUACAGAAUCAUAGGCUUGUUAGACAUGAUGGGUAGGAAAUCUUAAGAAUCUUCCACCUUAAAAACCGCAAUCUAAGGGCUGUGUGUAUACCUAUAUUUGUACCUAAACAACGAACCACAUUUUAUACUGCUUUCUGCAGUGAACAUGCAUGGUUACAUGUCCCAUGUUUUUAAUUUUUAAGUAAUUUGGAACAUUUUAACUGGCAUUUUGAUUGCACAGGUUAAUAAAUGCCUUCCUCCCCCAAAUGGGAAACUUUACCCAAAAUGCCUCCUAAACAAACACUGGUGCUCUGCCAGCCUACACAGCAGCAUGGGGGCUUUCAUUACAGCUGGAGCUUUAGCCACACCUUGACUUUUCCUGCCUGUUGUUUGCUUCUGUCGCAGCAUAAAUGGUAUCAAAAUCUCACCUCCCUCUCCCCCCAGUAAGGGUAUGUUUACAACUUCAACCUCAGCAAUGCCAAGUGCUGGCAGUGGGAGCAAUGCCAAGCUGUCCCUGGGUGCUGUUCAUCUUUGGGGACGAAGGGCAUAGGUUUGCCUUGUUUGUUUCCCAGCCUGGUGCUCCUUGUCUAAGUUACUCACAGCGUAGUUUUCACCUCUCUGGAAGAGACACCAGCCGAGACAUAGCUCAAAAUCCUUCCCAGCAUGGCCCUCCAGGCAGCAGUUACCCAUCAUCAGACUUGAGCUGAAGCUUCAAGUCUUUGCCAUCCUUAUAAUGAGAGCCUUAGAUCCUGCCCCAAACAUCCUGGACUUCCCAGGACUUGCAGUUGUAAUACUCUGCUCCAAUUUAAAUGAAUAAAAAUAUGUGCUCUUGUAAUUCUGGA